AUGAGUAACGUGGAUGAUAAUGAAACGGCUCCUUUAGCUGAUGGCAUUCUCACACAUAUUAUAGAGUGGCAUGGCUGGAAAAUAGGAUUGGUUGGCCUUGUAGAGAAGGAGUGGUUGGAGACCCUGGCUACCAUUAAUGCAGAACAAGUGACGUUUACUGACUAUGUGGACAAGGGGAGAGAACUAGCAAUAAUGCUCAAGGAUCAGGGCUGUGAUUAUGUGAUAGCACUAACACACAUGCGAACACCCAAUGACAUCAGACUAGCGGAGAAUGUGGAGGAGAUUGAUCUUAUCCUGGGUGGCCACGACCAUGUGUAUGAGGUGCUUAAGAUAAAUGAUAAGUUUGUUCUCAAGAGUGGCACAGACUUCAGGGAAUUUUCAACAAUAACUUUAAGUCAGGAAGGAACCAGCAUCAAUGUUGAUAUUGAGAAGGUUGUUGUAGACUCCAAGUUUGAACCUGAUGAAGAACUAAAAGAAGCUCUUAAAGAAUAUGAAGCUGUUGUAUCUUUAUUAUUAAUAUUUCUUGUUUACAUAGGAGAAACACUUCUGGAGGUCCUUGAAAAUGGAGUUUCACAGUAUCCUAAACUUGAGGGUCGCUUUCCUCAAGUUGCUGGUCUCCAGUUUGUGUUUGACCCCGACGCAGAGCCUGGCUCAAGACUGAUCAGAGACUUGGUCAAGGUCGGAGAUGAGUACCUCAACCCAGAAGCUGUUUAUCGAUUCGUGACAAAGGCUUACAUGAAACAAGGCAGAGAUGGAUACAAUAUGCUAAUAGACUGUCCUAUAUUGCAAGAUGAAGAACAGUGUCCCAUGUUGUCAACAUCUAUCCAGAAUCACUUUGCAGCCAUCAAAACACGUAUGGGCAAGACUCGUCGCAACUCCACGCACAGACAGUCACUCAUCCUCUUAUCCAGGAGGUAAUGUAAACAUACCUCA
This is a messenger RNA of Cherax quadricarinatus, 933 nucleotides long. NCBI's taxonomy places the organism in Eukaryota, Metazoa, Arthropoda, Malacostraca, Decapoda, Parastacidae. The record is from RefSeq and is a predicted model, not a curated record.